This is a messenger RNA of Onychostoma macrolepis, 861 nucleotides long. RefSeq names its product CD209 antigen-like protein C. The transcript is spliced from 5 exons. The record is from RefSeq and is a predicted model, not a curated record. Lineage: Eukaryota; Metazoa; Chordata; Actinopteri; Cypriniformes; Cyprinidae. Bases 68 to 850 code for a protein of 260 amino acids.
UCUAUGUGAAGAGAACAAUGAUUAGCAUUAGCACAAAUUAAUAUUGCUGGCCUUUAAAAGAGCAGAAAUGUCAGAUGCUAUUUAUGAAGAUGUGAUCAGAACUGAGUCUGAGAGAAUGGAGAUGAUGGUGGUUACCUAUGAGAGUGCAGAUUUUGUGAGAGAUCAUGACGUCGGGACAGAGACGAACACACACCAACCACUACAGUGUGCAGGAAAUGAUUGUGUGAAGACCGGAAACUACAGAGCAGCUGUAGUAUGUUUGGGUCUGCUGUGUGUUCUUCUGCUGACUGCAGUCAUAGUGCUGUGUGUCAACAUCCAUACAAACAACACAAGCUGCACAGAAGUGACAAAACAGCUUCUAACCAAGAUCACCAACCUUACAGAAGUGAGAAACCAGCUACUAACCAAGAUCAAUAACCUCACAAAGGAGAGAAACCAGAUGCUGACCAAUACUACCAACCUCCCCGAUGGAUGGUUAUACUAUAAAUUUAGUUUUUACUACAUUUCCUCUGAGAAGAAGAGCUGGACUGAGAGCAGAAGAUACUGUACAGAGAGAGGAGCAGAUCUGAUCAUCAUAAACAACAGAGAGGAACAAAAUUUUUUUGAGACAGUGCCAGUUUCAAGAUUCUGGAUUGGUCUGACUGACAGUGAUGUGGAGGGUAGCUGGAAAUGGGUUGAUGGCAGCAACAUGACCUCUGGGUUCUGGACGUCUGGAGAGCCCAGUGGACAAAGAAAAGAGAACUGUGCUGUGUGUUAUCCAUCAGGGUGGCGUGACUAUCCAUGUAACACAGAUUUUAAAUGGAUCUGUGAGAAGAACAUUUUGGAAAGAACAUUUAUAUGUAAUGCUUAAUCACUUAAAGA